GCAGAACUUGAACUUCCAAGCUAACAGCGAGGGCUAUGGAUGCAGAAAGCCUGACGCUGCUUCAGCGUAAUGCUGUUUGGCUCUCAAAGCAAGCUCAGAAGUACUCAGAUCAUUGUUUGUAUACGGCGAUCUUUGACUACAGUGCAAUAUUUUUAUUCAGUUUUCUGUGGCAAACAAUGAAACCCGUACAUGGGUUCUACUUCGACGAAUGCGGGUGCACAUCAGGCAUGACUUUCUGUUGUCUCCUUUUUGCCUUUGUGGUUCGUGCAUGGAAGGGUUACGAAGCAUGAAUGUCACAGAAGCCAUAGAUCUUCCAAUGGUCACCGUUACAGCCCUCAUAAUAUCACUUGUUGAUCUCUUGUACUGCUAGUUUACAUGCCUGCUUGCUUCUGAGAGCUUACCGAAG
Molecule: messenger RNA, 406 nt
Organism: Aspergillus eucalypticola CBS 122712
Lineage: Eukaryota; Fungi; Ascomycota; Eurotiomycetes; Eurotiales; Aspergillaceae
Exons: 1
Coding region: 36-290 (84 amino acids)
Source: RefSeq, a predicted model, not a curated record